Messenger RNA from Coniophora puteana RWD-64-598 SS2, 3016 nucleotides. RefSeq names its product DEAD-domain-containing protein. Gene Ontology annotation, cellular component: mitochondrion. Lineage: Eukaryota; Fungi; Basidiomycota; Agaricomycetes; Boletales; Coniophoraceae. The transcript has 3 exons. Bases 57 to 2858 code for a protein of 933 amino acids. The record is from RefSeq and is a predicted model, not a curated record. Gene Ontology annotation, molecular function: nucleic acid binding; ATP binding.
AACUGGGACACUUUUGUCGGGAUUUUGCUUGGUUCACUUGUUGAAGAGGCCAUCGCAUGUCCUCUUUUCUUUUUCUGCGUGCGUGCAGGACGUCCUUGCGAUGUCCAGCACACCGCACCCUCCACUCAUUGGCCAGACACAACCCAUCUCGUCCUGACGUAGGGUCUCUUUCAUCGCGUCGCCACCAGUCUUCAGCCACUGCAGCUGCAGAGGCACCACCCAAGCUCGCUCCUGCUGUGGAGGAAGAUGUCGACGCCGUCUCUGAAAACGAGCCAGAGGGCGCCUUAUCUUCCUCUUCCUCUCCCCCGGCAGAGUCUCAAGCUGAUGCGGACUCGUCCUCAUCGUUGCCUGUUCUCUCCAAGGAGGAGCUUCUCGCAGAGGAAAAGCCAACCUUCCGCUCACUCAAAGGUCGCCUCUCCUACCCGACCCUCAAAGCACUCACGGUUAAACCCUUCGCCCUCGAACACAUGACCCCCAUCCAAGACGCCGUUCUCUCCCUCCUCCCCGGCCUCGUCCGCUCUCCAAAGCUCACCCAGCCCCAGGACAAGGACGCAGUCGAGGUAGAGGACAGCGAAGAGGAAAUGGAACGGCAACUCACCCCAUCGGCACAUAACCACUCGGACUCGGACAACGACGGCGCCUGCGACAUCCUCGCGCGCGCCAAAACCGGUACCGGCAAGACCUUUGCUUUCGUCAUUCCCGCCAUCGAACACCGCCUCAACGCAAUCGAGCACCACGCCAAGCAGGCCGUGCGCGACGCCGGCUUUGUCACCGAGAAGCACCUCGCUGGUCGCGUGCGCAGACAGUUCACGCGCGAGCACGCGGGCGCCCUCAUCAUCUCGCCCACGCGCGAACUGGCAACGCAGAUCGCGAACACGGCGCUGAGGCUCACCCAGCACCACAAGGACUUCGAGGUCAGGUUGUUCUAUGGUGGCGGCAGCAAGCGGAUGCAGAUGCGCGACUGGAUGAAGGGCAGACGGGAUAUCGUCGUCGGCACUCCUGGACGGCUGCGCGAUCUCAUCGAGAACGAGCCGGAUUUCAAGCAUGGGAUUGAGAAGUGCAAGAUGCUCAUCCUCGACGAAGCCGAUACCCUCCUCGACAUGGGUUUCCGCGACGACCUCGACGCCAUUAUCUCCGCGCUUGCUCCCCCCUCCGAGCGACAGACCCUCCUGUUCAGCGCGACCAUUUCCCGUGGUGUCCGCCAGGUCGCACGAAACUUCCUCAAGCCCGACCACAAGUUCAUCGACGUCGUCCCCGCCUCGGACUCGCCCGUGCACGCGCACGUCCCGCAGUACCACACCGUGCUCCCCAGCGCCGCCGAGCAGAUCCCGCAUCUCAUGCGCGUGCUCGCGCACGACCAGCUCACGCACCCGGGCCGCAGCAAGACCAUCGUGUUCCUGCCCACGACGAAGAUGACGCAGCUCUUCGCGUCCACCGUCCGCCGGAUCGCCAAGGACGUGCUCCCCGCCGGCGAGCGCACGAACGUGUACGAGAUCCACAGCAAGCUCCAGCAGCGCGAGCGCUCCAAGACCUCGGACCUCUUCCGCUCGGACAAGUCCGGCGCCUCCGUCCUCAUCACAUCUGACGUCUCUGCGCGCGGCGUCGACUACCCCGGCGUCACGCGCGUCGUGCAGGUCGGCAUGCCCGGCUCGCCGGACCAGUACGUGCACCGCGUCGGGCGCACAGGCCGACAAGGCGCCGCUGAGGGCGUCGUCGGCCGCGGCGACCUCGUGCUCCUCCCCUGGGAAAUCGGCUUCGUAACAUGGCAGCUCACCGAGGUGCCCAUGCGCCCCGUGACGAGCGCCGAGAUGGCGCGGCAGGUCGAGGACAUGGCGCGCGCGUUCGACGACGAUCCGGACACGGCCGCCAAGUUCUUUGGACACGUCAAGGCCGGUAGACCGCAGCAGUACAUCAGGAAGGAGCGAGGCGGGGAGCGCGAGCCGCACGGCCGCCUCGCGCCCCAAGCGUACCCGGCCGCAGCGCACCCGCGCAUCGAGCGCGAGAACCUGCUCACGCGCAUCGCGCGCGCACAGGCGGACGCGGACCCGCAGGAUGCGCGCGAGGCGUUCGCAUCGCUCCUUGGGUACUACGUGCCCAAGUCGCACGAGCUCCGCGUGCAGAAGGGCAACGUCGUCGAGGGCCUCAAGGACUGGGCCGUCGCCGCCGGCGGGCUCGAGGCGCCGCCGUUCGUCUCUGAGGCGUUCCUCCAGCGCGUGGGCUUCUCCGAUGGACGCACGAAGCAUUUCAACUCGUCCGACGAUUCAAGGUCAAAGGCGCGCAAGGGCGGCAGCAGAUUCGGCAGUAGCAGCACCAGCGGUGGCUACGGCGGCGGCGGCGACAAGAAGCCCCCGCACUGGAUGGGCCGCGGCCGACAGGCCAUCCGCGACGGGCGCGAGUCCGAGGGACCGCGCCACCAGGACGCCGAGAUCGCGCCGUACUCCUCUUCCCGGGGCGGGAACAGGGACAGGGACGGAUACGGGUACCAGAACGACAGCGGCAGCGACGACAGGAUGCGCCUGCGCGACGACCCCUCGUCGUACCGCGGCGAGCGCUACGGCUCAGCGAACACGAAUACGAGCCGCGAGCGAUAUGGCAACAGCAGCCGGCCGCCACGUGCACCCUACAGCGGCGGCGGUGGUAAUGCCUCGCGUGCGCCUUACAGCGGCGGCGGCGGCAACGCCUCGCGUGCGCCUUAUAGCGGUGGCGGCAGCGCCCCGCGGCGCGACGAGGUGAAGGACCGGUACGCAGGCGACGGGCGCACGCGGCGGUUCGAUGUGCGCGGCGCGUACGGCGCGAACAGCGCGACCGGGGGGCGCAUGCAGAGGCGCGGCGGAGGGGACGACGGCGGGGACUUCUAAUCUUGAAGUCUGACGCUGUUCCACGCGGUUAUUGCUAUCGAUCUACUACUGUACAUUCGGGUUAAUUCGCAUACAACUUAGAUAGAACUUGCUUUGUUACUUAUCAUUUAUCAUUUAUCACUUAUCACCCCACCCUAGCUAUAGCCAAGUGUAUAAUA